Scleropages formosus (Asian bonytongue) is the source of this 3084-nucleotide messenger RNA. It is a transcript of the gene b3gnt2b, whose product is annotated as UDP-GlcNAc:betaGal beta-1,3-N-acetylglucosaminyltransferase 2b. Bases 270 to 1457 code for a protein of 395 amino acids. Gene Ontology annotation, biological process: protein O-linked glycosylation; poly-N-acetyllactosamine biosynthetic process. Gene Ontology annotation, cellular component: Golgi membrane. Lineage: Eukaryota; Metazoa; Chordata; Actinopteri; Osteoglossiformes; Osteoglossidae. Gene Ontology annotation, molecular function: hexosyltransferase activity; UDP-glycosyltransferase activity. The transcript has 3 exons. The record is from RefSeq and is a predicted model, not a curated record.
GUGUCGCGUGCCUGUAGGUCCGCGCUCACUUCACUCUCCGCGUGGACCUGCUGCCCUUCAGGUACCGAAACGCUUUUUCCGCGGGUUUGAAAGCGGCGCGGAGCGCGGCGGUGGACGCGGCGUGUGUGGUGAAGCGGGUCGAGGAGCCGAGCCCACCUGCGGAGCCGGCGCACGGGUUCGAGUGUCGAGGAUGGGGUAAGACCCAGGUGCGCGCGAGAGGAGGAGAGCCCCGCCGACAGCUGCCCCCCCAGGGGCCGAGGAGCGGAGCCAUGCAGCGCGGGAAGAAGGUUCGGAUCCUGGGCCUGAUGGUGAUGCUCCACCUGUUCGUCUUCGUCGUGCUGGAGGUGCUGUGGGGCGGCGGACGGGAAAAACGACGGCAGCCCAAGGUCGUGGUCCCCAGCGGGCGAUUCUGGAGAGCCUUCGUGCCCAGCGCAGCCUAUUGGAAUCGGGAGCAGCAGAAGCUGGACCUCCUGCACAACCCCAUCCUGAAGGCGGAGAACGUCUCCGCCAUCGACUGGUUCAACGCGACGACGGGGCGGGGCUCCUGCGAGCCCGACGUGGGGGUGCGCGCGCAGGUGAAGGACUACGACGCGCUGCCGGCACGCUUCAAGGACUUCCUGCUGUACAUGCGGUGCAGGAGCUACCCCAUGGUGGUGGACCAGCCGCGGGCGUGCGAGAAGAAGCCCUUCCUGCUGCUGGCCAUCAAGUCGCUGGCCCCGCACUUCGACCGGCGCCAGGCCAUCCGUCAGACCUGGGGACGAGCGGGCCGGCUGGCGAACCGCACCGUCGCCACCGUGUUCCUGCUGGGCGACGCCGCGCGCUCGGACCACUUCCCCGACCUGCGGGACCUGCUGCGGCGCGAGAGCUCCGCCCACCGGGACCUGCUCAUCUGGGACUACAGGGACACGUUCUUCAACCUCACCGUGAAGGAGGUGCUCUUCCUGGACUGGCUGGAGCGCCGCUGCCGCGACGCCAGUUUCGUCUUCAAAGGGGACGACGACGUCUUUGUCAACACGCGCCGUGUGCUGGACUUCCUCGAGGGCCUGUCCCCGGCGCGGGCCGAGAGCUUGUUCGUCGGGGAUGUGAUCACGAACGCGGGGCCGCACCGCGACAGGAAAGUCAAGUACUUCGUCCCCGAGAGCGUGUUCGUGGGGCAGUACCCGCCGUACGCGGGGGGCGGCGGGUACCUGUACUCGGGCGAGCUGGCGCUGCGCUUGCGCUCCGUGUCUCCCGAGGUGCCCCUGUACCCCAUCGAUGACGUCUACACGGGUAUGUGUCUCCGGAAGCUGGGCCUCGCGCCCGAGAGGCACAAGGGCUUCCGCACCUUUGGCAUUCAGGAGAAGUACCGGGACAACGCCUGCGUUUACCACAGCCUCAUGCUGGUGCACAGGAGGACCCCGCAGCAGAUCAUCGAGAUCUGGUCCUGGAUCAGCAACCCGACGCUUAAGUGCAAGUGAAGUGUUUCCCGAAAGCGCUGGAGAUGGAAGGAGGUGUUUCCCGAUCUGAUCCUGGAGCAGUGAGCUGACACGCGGGUGUAAAGGUUACUUUGUUUGAGAAUGUUGAGUGACGAGUUGAAAGAGCUUUUGAUGAUGAUGAUGAUGAUGAUCCUGGUAAUUACAAGAGGAUGAGUUCAACUGUCUGAAACAAUUAGUCUUAUUUCCCUGCUCACUGUAACCUGGGAUGUCUGAGGGUUUAUUAUUGUAUAUACAUAUAUAUUCCUUCAUAUCUCGCACUCCAGAUGAGGCCUUCAGGAUAAAACGUGUGUGUGUGUGUGUGUGUGUGUGUGUGUGUGUGUGUGUGUUUACAAAGGUGCAUGAAAUGACACUUGACUGAAGUUUCCAGCCGUGUGGGGGACGGGGGAGGGGGUACCCUCAGCAGGCGUUGUUUAUGUUGCACCGUGUGUCUCGGUGUCUUGUGUACGGUGAGAGCGACGCCUCCUCCCUCUUGAGACGGAAGUCUGCAGGUAUUUAUUGCAACGUUCGUCGCGACAGCACUGGAAUAAGGAGCCGCGCUUCCUCGCUGCCUGGAGCGGUCGUGAUCGGUCACGUUCCGCACACCCUGGGGGUGACGUUCCUUCGGGGGUCCCGUGGAGUCCUGCUACGUCCCUGGACGUGGCCACGGGACGGCCGGCUGCCGGCUGCCCGCUGCCGCUCCGGGUAUCCCUCCUGAGAGAGACGUGAGUUUAAGCGGAACCCUGCGCGCGCGCGACGGGCACAAAUUGAGACGAGAUGGUCGCACCUUAACGCUGCACCUGAACUGCUGCUCUGGAAGAAGCUCCUUGACCCCGGUGUCCAGUAAGACUUGUGGGUUCCCAUCAGCUUGGUCUCGUUUGCAUCCCAGGAGGGGGCUGUAGCGCUCCUGCCGGACAGGAGCGGAAUUGCACGACACCCGUUUGAUCGGCACCCACCCCGCUCCUGGGGGGGCUGUUGGAGUCAUGCUGUGGCCUUAAGUAUACAUCACGUCAGUAAGAACAAAUAAUUUAUCCAGGUGACGGUGUCAUAUGUGUGUUCGGUCUCUUGUUCACACUUCUCCUGUGCUGUACAUGAGCAGCGGUGUUUGCUGUCUGCUGUCCAACAACCUGUUCACACACCUGAGCCUACAAACUUGCACAAAGGCACGUGGAGGAGUCGCCGUUUCACUUUAGCGCCUUGGGUGGGGGCCGGGGGGGUACGACACCCUGGGCACCACGCGGCUCAAGGGCGGCCGUCGCCCUUUCCUCCUCCGCCACCCGAAACUCAUCGGGCUCCUUCGGAUGUGACGUCCCCGCUGUCGUAAUGUCGCGUGUUCCAGCCUCCUUUCCCAUGUCGACACAAGUUCUCAGAAAUUGUCCGACUUCAAAGUGCCGCCUGUCACCGCUCUUCUUGUUCAGCUGUCUUUCUUCUGUUCUGAGUCCUCAUGUGCUCUUUGCGUGUUUAAAUGGAUGAUUAAUAAAGUGUAUUGCACUGUAUUUCUGAUAAAUUUGCUGUCUUUUGUUAGACACGUAACGGGACACACAGUCCGUGUUGCACAUUUCACACGUCCAGACUGCCGCCCCCCCACCCUCAUCACGCUUGUUACAAGGCGCAUCGCGCAGCUUCGUCGUCG